AUGAGCUCCGUGGUUGUGGAGAAUGCCGUGACAGGCACGCUGAUAUGCGAGCGCACUGUGUUUCCAGAUAUGACGGUCAAGCAGCUGCAAGAUGCUGUGCAGUCUGCUCUGCAAGACAGCGGCAGCGCCAUUGGCUUUGGCAAGAUCACGCUGCUGCACGAGGGAAGCUUUCUGACAGUUGGGGGCCACACCUUGGAGCAGGCUGGUUUGCAUGGUACGUGCUUGGUUCAAGCACUGCAGUGCCAGCGAGCUCUGAUGGCAGCAGCCUGUGACGACAAGCACAUCGCCUUGGUUGAUUCGGAAACACACUUGGCCCUGCACUCCUUCGUGGCGCACUCGCGCGCUGUGCUGUGCGUUGCAUUCGCUCCUGGUGGACGAUUCCUAGCCAGCGGCUCGCAAGACAACACGGCUCGCAUCUGGGAGGUCAGCCAGGAUAUGCCGUGCAUUCAGGUACUGACAGGCCACCAAGAUGCUGUCGCGGCAUUGGCUUUCACACCCGAUGGCGGGCGUUUGCUGACUGGCUCCUGGGACGAAACUGCGAAGCUCUGGUGUUGGGAGGCGGGGGUUUGUCUUUUGACGUUUUCUGGCCAUACGAAGUCGGUCAACUCUGUCUCUAUUUCUAGCGAUGGACGGCUGAUUGCGACUAGCUCCAAUGAUGAGACUGCACGAGUUUGGUGCAGCGAAGGAGGCAACGGCCUGCUUUCGCUCUGUGGGCAUCAACAUUUCGUAGUUUCGGCCAAGUUUUCUCAGGAUGCAUCCACCAUUUUGACUGCUUCUCUGGACCGCACGGCGAGAUUGUGGGAUGUGAAAGACGGCCGGUGUUCGGUGAUCUUUGCCGGCCACGCCAGCUUCGUGCAACAUGCUGACUUUUCCUGGGAUGGUCACUUGGUGAUUACUGCCUCUGAGGAUGAGACCGCCAAGAUCUGGCAUGUUAGUGGAGUCUGUUUGUGCACAGUGCUUGGGCAUGAUGCUGGGCAUUGCCGGGAGCUCAUCCACGCAGCCUUCGGCCCACAAGAUCAAAUGGUCCUGGCCAGCUACGGCGGUCAGAUUCACUUCUGGCAGCAGGCUGCCUCGGCCUCAGAAGCACCACGUCUGCUGGGCACCACUGCCCUUCGCCACCGAUGCUUGAAUGGUGUUGCAUAUUUUUGGCCAGGCACAGACGCGUAG
Molecule: messenger RNA, 1167 nt
Organism: Symbiodinium natans
Lineage: Eukaryota; Dinophyceae; Suessiales; Symbiodiniaceae
Source: the annotation of a GenBank genome assembly